CUUCUCGUUUCUUUCUUUCUUUCAUUCUUUUUAUUCCACUAUGCAGCAUUAGCUGCUGUCAGAAGGGUUUUGCUGCCAGUCCGGACUUGUUCAGACGGCAGCUCAUGAUCGCAGAUCAAGUUAUUUGUUGUUUAAAGCGACAGAAAGUGAAAGUAAGUCGAAAUUUAUCUUCCCCUGAAGAGACUGUGGAGAUUCACCUGCUUCUGGGAAAAUGGUUCACGGACAUUUCCUGGCUGUUUUCGUCUCUUUACUUCAUUUAGUUGCUGCAGAGAAUGUGAAAUAUGCCCUCCUGGGUCAGACGGUCAGUCUGAAUCCACAAAUCAACGCAUCUGGUGCAAAUAACUUCCUGUGGAAACACAACAGGGACAAAGUGGUGGAGUUUAAUAGAAACGAGCAGCUUGAGUACCCACCGUUUAAAGGUAGGAUCACACUGGACUGGCACACUGCAGCGCUGGAGAUCACCGACCUCAGAUACGAAGACAGUGGAGACUAUGAACUGGGGGUGUUUGUGAAGAAAGAAUUCACAUCUUUCCCUUUCAAACUGAAGGUCAUUGGUAAAGUAUCCAAACCUUCCAUAUCCUGUGAGAUAGAAGACACCAGCUCUGAUGAAUCUGGAAACCGGGCCUCACUGAAAUGCUCUGCAGAAUCCAGCCGUUCUGAGUCCUUAAUGAAGUUUGAAUGGAGCUGGCGUGGCAGCAUGCAGCCCGGCCCAAAUUUAACAAUCCCUCUGGGGGAUGAGAAUGAUGAGGAAGAGUACAGUUGUACUGUGAGCAACCCGAUGUCCAGAGAGAAGACGACUUUCUCUGCAAGGAGCUGCUACUCUGAGACGAAUUUAACUGGGAUCAUUGUCGGGUGUGUCAUUGCUGUCAUUGCUGUCCUUCUGGUGGUUUUGCUGCUAUUCCUGAAACGAAGACGACGUAAACCAGGUAAAACAUGUCGCUCAGAGAAGCAGGUUUAAAGAUAAUAUUGUCCAGGAACUG
Messenger RNA from Salarias fasciatus (jewelled blenny), 980 nucleotides. RefSeq names its product CD48 antigen-like. Bases 212 to 958 code for a protein of 248 amino acids. The transcript is spliced from 4 exons. The record is from RefSeq and is a predicted model, not a curated record. Gene Ontology annotation, cellular component: membrane. NCBI's taxonomy places the organism in Eukaryota, Metazoa, Chordata, Actinopteri, Blenniiformes, Blenniidae.